Messenger RNA from Papilio machaon (common yellow swallowtail), 2737 nucleotides. RefSeq names its product protein lines (gene lin). The record is from RefSeq and is a predicted model, not a curated record. The transcript is spliced from 2 exons. The coding region runs from base 262 to 2706 and encodes 814 amino acids. NCBI's taxonomy places the organism in Eukaryota, Metazoa, Arthropoda, Insecta, Lepidoptera, Papilionidae.
GUUCAGUGGAUGUGCUGUGCACAACUUUGUGAUUAGAUAUUUUACAAGUUUUUUAAGAUAUAUCACUUAAAACUGUGUAUUAGUGUUCAUUAACGGAUUGCAGUGAACAGUUAGACGUCAUAUAUGGAUACCAUUAAUGCAAAUAAGUGUUCAAACAACCUAGGUUGUCUGUCAAUGAAUAACGACAGCAAGCCUGUUGAUAUGCGUUUAUCUACUUAAAUAUAACGAGAGUUAUUAUUCGCUGUACCGCAACGCGCGUUAAUGGUUCUCCGAGGGCAUCUAACACCAAAGUCAGAUGAAGGAAUGGCCUCAGAUCAACCUGUGAAAAAGAAACAGCGAAUCGACGCGCCCGAUAUUGACGAUGGCAGCGAUAGGUCGGCGGAAGAUAUUCUUACUGAUAUCUUUGAAUCGGAAACACCAGCCGAGACAUCAGAAGAGUUUACAUCAAGGAAUGGAGAGUCUCCUGAUAGUGGAACUGUUAGUGAAGAUGCAGUGGACUGUUCAUCUAUUCUCAGGCUACCCAGUGAUUCUACUAUAGAUAUUAUACCAUCUGGUUCUAAUCCUGCCCCUCGCUGGACAUCUGAGGAUGACAAAUUACUUACUGAGUUACGAAAGUUACAGAAUACUCUUGUUGGACAAUGUUUAUGUGGUUAUGAUGAAAAUGUAGUAUCACAACUGUUUGACAGGCAACUUAAUAUAGUGUCAUGGCCCCUCACUUGCUCAUUAACCUAUCUAUCAACAAUGCAGCUUAUGUUUGAUAUAUAUUUGAAACAAAAUAGUACAGGCACAAUUUGUUCAAGAAUAAUGAGUGCUUGUGAUAUAUUUGUAAGAAAUCGACACGAUUGGAUCACAGAAGUUGUUGAAUUAGCAGAUCAUAAAAGUAAAUUCAUUACAUUUGUUGCCUGCAGAGUCUUAGCAAGCUUUUUAAUUGUGUCAAAAGAUACAGUUGAUGAGAAUUGGCUACAACAAAUAGCGGAAAACAUAUAUUUGUUUGAUAGAAUUAAUAGGAUAACUGUGCAAAAGAUAAACUUCAGUUUAGAUAUUAUAAAGAGGAUAGUAGAGUGGAAGGAUGUUGAACAGCAUCCUCUAGAAGACAGUAAUUAUGUAAAUACAUCAGGAAACAGUAAUGUGCAAGAGGAUAAUCCAUUCCGAAGUACAGCAAGUUACAACGGAAGCAGUAGUAAUACCUCACAAGUGCCUUCUAGUUCGAGAACUGAAAAUCUGCACAAUGAAUUCUCAAAUUUACAAACACAUGGUGCACCAUCAACAUCUUCAGGUGAAAAACCACCUGAAAAAACUGUUACGUUCAAGUUACAUGAACCAGUAUUAAAAUUUUCUAAUCAACAAUUAGUAGAACUGCCAGUUACUCCAGAACCUCCUCCGGCCAGGAUAGAAAGGGUCAGUGAAAAUGGCUGCAUUACAGUUAUUUUAACUGAUUCUGAAUCCUUUGACACAUCGCACAUAAAAUGCCUCACGAUAAAAACGUUGGAACAUCACUGGCCAGUUUUAGUCAAAAAUAUGAAACUAUUGCUACUAAGGUACCUGAAUUUAGCUAACGCUGAAAACUGUAUACUAACAUUUUUCUCCCUAUGGGAGAAUAUAAUAAGUGUUAAGGCUAAUCUUUCUAUAAUUGAUACUAAGCCGUUCUAUGCAGAUUUGCAGAGCUUUGUAGAUCUAUUGAGGAAUAGAAUGCUGCCAAGUUUAAUAUAUUCACAUUUGUUAAGUCUAUUUAAUGAGGUUCUGUGUUAUGGAUCUACUUUAGCGCUGCAAGAUAUUCUACCUGAAGAGAUAUGUUGUUUAGCGCAUUCCAUUGUGAGAUAUGUUAAAGAUUUUAGGCUGCUAACAGAUGUGAGAAUACAGAGGAGUAGAAGUGGCUUUGGUUUUUUAGGUAAUGAAUGCACUAUAAUAAGGGAUUAUUCACUCGGACCUGAAGUAAAUCCGAUGUCUUCAUCUAUUCAAUUAGUAGAUCAGAGUUAUGGAAUAGAUGAUAAUGAAGAUUCUUCCAAUGCAAGGAGCGAUGUGGACAAAACUACAUUACAACGUAUGUCUCUAUUAGUUUUAAAGUCUGUGGCGGUUACAGUAAAAGAGAUGCGAUGUGACUCCUCCGACAGUUCUAUAGAUUCAUCAGACUAUAACGCUAUUCAAGAUAUGCAAAUAGUUGAGAGAUCUAUACGAGAUGUGUUGAAGAAAUUAGAUGUUUUCAUAAGGAACAGUUUAGAAUUUCAUCCAGAAACACCGUUCACAAAGAUGCUUAUCCAUUUGUUUAGUGAACAAGAUGAUUAUCUAAUUGAAUCAAUGGUAUGUACGUUAGAUAUAACAGUUGGUAUUGUAUACAGAAAUUCUAUGUAUCCAGAUUUAAUACUAAUGUUGAAUCCUAUAUCAUCAUUUAUAGAGUUUUUGAAGAUUGUAUCACACGACAGCGAUGUACUUUUAGAUUAUUUAGUAAGCAAUGAGACAUGUUUCUUAUUGUAUUUGCUGAGAUUUCUGAAAUAUGUACGGAGGAAUUGGCCCAAGUUUUUAGAUACUUGUCAAUUGACUGACUCCGGAGGCAGUAGGGGUUUAGAUGAUACGAUGCGUGUGUUAAUAAGGUUACGACUGCAGAUCAGCAGGUUGGUGUCGAAAUCUCUUUUCCCGUAUAACAUCAGCCCUGUAUUAAGGUUGUUGGAAGUUUGUGAGAGUUUGUAUGAAGGUAAUGAAUUUAGCUGAAGUGUAGAAUAUGAUGAUCGCUGACUGCAAU